Molecule: messenger RNA, 2300 nt
Organism: Drosophila subpulchrella
Lineage: Eukaryota; Metazoa; Arthropoda; Insecta; Diptera; Drosophilidae
Gene: Usp30
Product: ubiquitin carboxyl-terminal hydrolase 30 homolog
Exons: 4
Coding region: 250-1917 (555 amino acids)
Biological process (GO): protein deubiquitination
Cellular component (GO): cytosol; nucleus
Molecular function (GO): cysteine-type deubiquitinase activity; cysteine-type endopeptidase activity
Source: RefSeq, a predicted model, not a curated record
AUCGAUUAUUUGCUUGCCCCAACGAUAACGAUAACGGCGCCCCAGUGUUGCGUAAUGGCCGCUCGCAGUGUUGUUAACAAUUGAAGCGCUUUACAACACAGCCACAGACACAACAAUUUUUUUCGGUCAAGUCAAAAUUUUUCAGGUAUAAUUGGUGAUCUGUGAGUGAUCGCAGCGGGAUCAGAAGGUCCCGGACAUUGGGCAUCUAGGCUGUAGGUCUCUGGCAGCGGAAAACCCAACUGGAAAGCGAUGGAGAGCGAGAAGAUUCUGAUGGCAGCCGGAGUGACGGUGGCCGCCGUGGUGGGAGCCUUCGUUUUUUGGUGUCCCUCGGGCUCCCGGUUGCGCCAACGACGCGGUCAAAUCGCCGGGCUCCACAACUUUGGGCGCACCUGUUUCCUCAACACCCUGCUCCAGGCGAUGGCCGCCUGUCCCCAGUUCAUCGCCUGGCUGCAGUUGUACAACAAUGCCUCGCCGGAUCGCAAGAGCCUGAUCACCUCGAUGCUAAACACCCUGGAGGUGGUCAACGGAACCCAUGCCACCUUGCGCGGCGAUCCCCAUUCCCCGGGCGCCGUUCUGCGUGCACUAAAUGCCCUCGGUUGGGUCAUUCCCCAGGAGGAGCACGACGCCCAUGAGCUGUUUCACGUUCUAUUGUCCUCCCUGGAGGAGGAGGCCAUACGCCCGCAUCCCGUGGGCUGUCUAUCGGAUGCUCUGCCCACGGAUAACGACGAGACCAGCAGCUUUGCGGGCACAGCCACUCCGGUGGGAGGCUUUCGACCGAUUAGCUCAAUGGCAGCAGGUCUGGGAGCCAGCCAGAGGAUCGGGGACCAACCGAACAGACCCUCGAGUGCCAUGCUCACCGAUUUCCUUAAUAUGGAGUACGAUGAGAGCACCAGUUUGCAGCGAUUAGUGCGUUCCGAGGCUCACACACCGGAUUCGCCGGCCUCCGUUUGCGAACGCGAGGGCAACGAUCGCCUGGGAUCACUCCUGGAUGCCGUUUCGCCGGGUACACCCUUUGGCUUCCCGCUGGCCAGUGAGCUGGAGUCCCUGGCCACGCCCACAUUGGGUGGUGAGCGUUUGUCACGGCCGCGGCUUCCACAUCCCCAACAGGAGGAGGGCCUCAAUCGCCGCGUGUCGAGUUCGUGUCGUUCGCUGGAGCGCCUGCAUCGCGGACCCGGCCGUGUGUCCAUCUGGUCAAACAUGAUGCCCAGCCAGGUGGCGCAUCCGUUUCAGGGCGCCAUGGGCGCACAGAUCGUCUGCAAUGGCUGCGGCUCCAAGUCGGCGGUGCGCUACGAUAAGUUCGAUAGCAUCACCUUGAAUCUGCCGCCGCAGCGCAGGACUGGCUUGAGUCUGGGCCACUUGCUCAGCGAUUAUAUCACCUCGGAGGAUCUGAGCGAUGUCAAGUGCGACUCCUGCAAUGAGACGACCACGCACACCAAGUCGGUUACGUUCGCCAAGCUGCCGGCUUGCCUGUGCAUCCAUGUGGCGAGGACGGUGUGGCUGCCAACUGGGCAGGUGUGCAAGCGACAGGACUAUGUGCACUUCCCCGAGAGCCUUUCCAUGGCGCCUUACAGCUUCGUUCAGCCGCAUCUCAACAGCCAGGCUGGCACUCCCUGGGGCUCCACGAUGUCGCUCUAUUCCUCCAGCCUGCCGAUGAACAAUGGAGUGGGUGGCGGCGAGGGCUUCGGCACGAUGUUCCCCAAGAAUCUGUACCGCCUGCUGGCCGUGGUAGUGCACUCGGGCGAGGCGAACAGCGGUCACUUUGUGACCUACAGGCGGGGCUCCCUGCGGAAUGCCCACCGGUGGUUCUACACUUCCGAUACGAUUGUGCGCGAGGUGAGCAUCGAUGAGGUGCUGAGCGUGCCGGCCUAUCUGCUUUUCUACGAUCGCGGCCAGCAAAGACAGCUUAACAUGCGCUAGUCAGCCAGCCAAAGAGCUCGCAUCUUGGGAUCAUCGGGAUCAUCCUAGUCAACACUGCAAUGUGAUGGAAAUCCAAAUCCAAAUCCUUAUUUUCGAACAGUGGCCAUAGCAAGAACACGCGUCACAUUUAUAUAGAUAUAUAUAUAACCUAUAUAUGUACGGGAACCCACGAUCUGAUCUAUACUCGCCGGGUUUAUGUAAUGGUCUCUCAAUAAUGCAUAUUUUCAGCAUAUUGCGAAUUGAAAUCUGCAUCACCCUCACCACACAGAGAACUCGACUCUUCAUUUGUUAUCGAUGCAUUUAAGAUUUUUUAAGAAUUCCAAAUUCGUACCGUGCUUUUAGCUGUCUGUAUUUAGCAAUAUACACACAUAAACUACCAGUAA